AUGAAUGAAUACAUUUCGAAAAGUAGAAAUUCAAAUGAAUUGGGAGAUUUAUUUAAUUAUUAUUCGAAAAACUCUGAAAAACCUGAAAAUAACUUCUUUUUGGCUGUAGAUGGAGAAGAAAUUGUUGGACAUGUUGCUCUUGACAAGUGGAUUUAUCCAGGAGAUGCAUUUGAAGAUGCUGAAUUUAUUCAAGAAUGUGACCGAGUACAGAAUACCUCUUUGAAAAUGCUUGAAAUUAGAAGAAUGAGUGUGAAAAGCUCAUAUCGUGGAGGAGGUGUUGCUACUGCUCUAUUAAAACAUGUUUUUAAGUAUUCUAAAGAAUUGGAAAUGGAUAGAAUUAUACUCAAGACAAGUUCACUUCAGGUUGGUGCCAGAAGAUUGUAUAGCAAACUUGGAUUUGAAAUUUUGGGAGUUUUGAGAUUUGGUCCACCAUUUUCAGUUUUUAAAUUCAUGAUUGACACCUCGAAAAUAAAUAUAUCUAAAUAA
Messenger RNA from Naegleria gruberi, 486 nucleotides. RefSeq names its product N-acetyltransferase camello. Lineage: Eukaryota; Heterolobosea; Eutetramitea; Acrasida; Naegleriidae. Bases 1 to 486 code for a protein of 161 amino acids. The transcript has a single exon. The record is from RefSeq and is a predicted model, not a curated record. Gene Ontology annotation, molecular function: N-acetyltransferase activity.